Messenger RNA from Acaulospora morrowiae, 638 nucleotides. NCBI's taxonomy places the organism in Eukaryota, Fungi, Glomeromycota, Glomeromycetes, Diversisporales, Acaulosporaceae. The record is from the annotation of a GenBank genome assembly.
GGACGCAUCACGAAAUUGAGCCCUUGUGUGUAUUGGAUUUUUAUGUACAUGAGAGUCGACAACGUUCCGGACACGGGAAACAACUUUUCGAAUUCAUGUUAGAAAACGAACACAUUGAACCAAGCAAAUUGGCUUAUGAUACACCCUCAGAAAAGUUUCGGUCAUUCUUGAAGAAGCAUUACAAAUUGGAGAAAUAUAUUCCGCAACCAAAUAAAUUUGUCGUUUUUGAAGAAUACGGUUUACAAGUUGCUCCAGACCCUGUAAACUUGAUUGCACGUGGAUCACGAGAUGGAUUUUGCACACCACGAAAUUUAGAUAAAAUCUUAUCUAGUAGCACUCCUAAUUCUUGGUCGAGGAGACAUUCUACCACUGGUAGUCUGCAAAUAGAAAAGACGGAACGGCUAACUGAAAUUCGUCACCGACACGCUCGUUCAUUGACACCAAGUCAUCAUCUUUAUAUUUCUUCUCCGCAAGCUGUUAAUUCAAACCUUCAAACCCCUCUACAAACGGUCUCAUCUAUUGCUCAUGCUGCACCCCCACAAGAAGCAUAUGCUGAAAGAAAGCGUGAGAUUGUUAACCAUCACGAGUACAGCAAAAAAUCUCUCUAUGGUCGCAAUCCCCUUUCUUGGGAACAUUAA